Funneliformis mosseae is the source of this 549-nucleotide messenger RNA. Lineage: Eukaryota; Fungi; Glomeromycota; Glomeromycetes; Glomerales; Glomeraceae. The record is from the annotation of a GenBank genome assembly.
AUGUUUGACCUGCUCUUAGUUGAUCUUCGUUCUAAAGAUCUUCAUGAAAAAAUUUCUAAAAAACUUCAAGUUGAAUAUUUAUCAGAGUCCCUCCACACAGAAUUAAAAGAAGUUAACGGCAUUAUCUUCGGUCCUAAUCUAAGAAUCAUUGUUUCUUUACCAGUUAGAAUAAAGCAAAAAACAAAAAAUGUUCACUUUGUGAUAGACACGGGAUCCCCGAAAACGUAUAUUUGUGAAGAAGUAUACGAAUCCUUUAAAGUAAUUCUACCCAACUCAUCAACUUAUCAAAUAUUGUUAAACAACAAACGUACUGUCGUUCACCUUCCUCCUAUCGAUUCAAACUUCACGGACAUUAACGUUCUUGGAACGGAAUAUUUGAAAGCUACUGGUUCAAAUCUCACCAUAAAUUUCACUAACGAAAAUGAAAGAGUUUCUAUAUACUUUGACAAUGAUAAAAAUGAAAUCACCUCUCGUUUAGGACAAAGUAUUUCUCAAGUAGAACCUAACGUCCUAGGCAGAAUAUUUGGAAUUGUUUUACUUGUUCUUUAA